Ambispora gerdemannii is the source of this 401-nucleotide messenger RNA. The record is from the annotation of a GenBank genome assembly. Lineage: Eukaryota; Fungi; Glomeromycota; Glomeromycetes; Archaeosporales; Ambisporaceae.
CUUUGCAGAUACUUCCAAUGCAACCCAAUGAAUGCUACGAAAAAGAUUUGCAUGGCUAUUGGAACGAAUCAGUACACGGAACAUUUCUCUCGGAAUCAAUAAAAAGCCAAACGGAACUAAACUUGCUAAUGGCAAAUAAAGGAGCCCAAACCGAUGUGAAAGGACUUACUGUUCCCUCUGGUUACAAGAAUAACAACAACAGAUCAAAGAAAAUGCAGCCAUCAUCAGAAUCGGCAAAAUUCCGCCAUCGAUACCCGGAAUUACCUCCUCUGGUUCUAAAGAACCCGACAACAAGGGAAACUAGAACCAUGAGAACAAGAAAAAGCGAAUUACAAAAACGCCGCUUCCAGUUCCCACAGUUCCAGAAAUGGUGGAAACAUAUAUUUCCACCGGAAUCUUAA